Manduca sexta (tobacco hornworm) is the source of this 1109-nucleotide messenger RNA. Its product is annotated as E3 ubiquitin-protein ligase RNF123-like. Gene Ontology annotation, cellular component: cytoplasm. The record is from RefSeq and is a predicted model, not a curated record. Lineage: Eukaryota; Metazoa; Arthropoda; Insecta; Lepidoptera; Sphingidae. Gene Ontology annotation, molecular function: ubiquitin-protein transferase activity.
AUGACGAGUCCAUGCCCUUCUGAAGUGAUCCAGGGCCGCAUCAGGGACUAUCUGGCCGCGCAUCCAGCGGAGGCAGCGUCAUUCCUCAACUCUUUGCUAAGUCAGCUGAACUGGGCGUCGGAGUUCGUCACUAUGAUGCAAGAGAUGGACAGGGUAAGCGUAGACGCACACCUAGAGUCGCGUCAAAUCAAACUCUGCGCCACGUGCUUCGACUUGUAUCACGGGUUAGCCAGGGCUUUGGAGAUGACCCUGUGCCUGGCUCCUCAGCUGCUCACAAAGCCGACAGCCUGCGAUGAUCAGAACGAGCUGUUACUAGGGAGAACUUGUCAGAUCCUGAUGGCGGUGAUAUCGCGCGUGUGCGUGCGCGCGGGCGGCGGCGCGAGCUUCGCGCGGCUGAUGGCGCGCGGGCUGCCCGACACUGACCGCGUGCACUACUACGUUGCGCUGGCGCCGGUCGCUGGCUGUCUCAUCAGGAUGCUGGACCCGAAGCUGUCGCCGGAACAUUUGGAGAGAGUGACGAAAGCGCUAGUGACAGAGCCGCUUUUCCGAUUGGACGGUUUGGAAUUCAUGCUCGGCAAAUCGAAGGACAAACACUUCUCGUUUUAUAAAUAUUCGGAAGACGUGACCAUCGAGGAGCUGAAAGCCCUGGAGGUGGUGGUGGACAGGCUGCAAGUAGCUCGCGACGCCGCGGUCCGGGCGCGGUCGCCGGGCUCCAGCGGCGCGCAGUCCGACCUGCUCUGCACCAUCUGUUACGCGCGACCGGCCGACUCCGCCUUCGUGCCUUGUGGACACCAUUCUUGCAGAGCCUGUAUAAUGCAACACUUGUUGAACAGUAAACAGUGUUUCUUCUGCAAGGCGGACAUCGAUUCCGUACGGCAAGUGGAGCCCGCCAAUAAUUAACUGUCAUGGCGGAUUUUAAAUCAAAUCCUUAAAAAUCGUAGCAAUCCUGCUAGAUUUUUGCAUUUUAUACAUACGGAGGAAAUCUGGUUGAAACCGGAUAUUUGUCAAGAUUUUUAUUUUUUUAAUUUGUAUAUCCAAAGUAAGUUUUGGAAUGCCUUGUAAAUCAUCGCAAUCUUGUGACAGUUUUGUAAUUUUUUAAAAUAAAAUGU